AUGGCAUAUGUCAUGGCGCUCCAACAAGGGUGGCCAACAGAUAACUUGAAGUUUAAAGUGAACAAUGAUAUUCGCGGUCUGCUUGACUCUGUAAACGAUGGCUCCACGAGUGCAUUCAUGUGGGAGUGGUUUACGACCAAACCGUUCGUCGAUGCUGGGGAAGCACGGUUUAUUGGUUCAGUCCCUACACCUUGGCCAUCGUGGCUUAUUGCCGCACACCCAGAGCGGGCCAAAUCAUCAGACGCCAAAGCUUUCCUCGACGGUUUAACAACUUUCGUAAAUGGAUUCGACUCUGAAGAAUCACGAUCAACCAAAAAUGUGGCGUUUAUUGAAGAAAAAUUCGGGUAUCCCAGAGAGGAUAUUGAGGCUUGGUUAAAAACCGUCAAAUAUCCUCAGAGUUGUUCAGAAAUACCCACAACGGUUAUUUCGGACACCCUCAGCGUGCUUGAGAAGGCUGGUGUUGUCAAACAACCAGAAGGAGGUUUCAAUGUGGACGACUUUGUCAACAAAGAAGUUGUCAGCUUGACUUGA
This is a messenger RNA of Psilocybe cubensis, 531 nucleotides long. RefSeq lists its product as uncharacterized. The transcript is spliced from 5 exons. The record is from RefSeq and is a predicted model, not a curated record. Bases 1 to 531 code for a protein of 176 amino acids. NCBI's taxonomy places the organism in Eukaryota, Fungi, Basidiomycota, Agaricomycetes, Agaricales, Agrocybaceae.